Molecule: messenger RNA, 4005 nt
Organism: Pongo pygmaeus (Bornean orangutan)
Lineage: Eukaryota; Metazoa; Chordata; Mammalia; Primates; Hominidae
Gene: SYT9
Product: synaptotagmin 9
Exons: 7
Coding region: 284-1759 (491 amino acids)
Biological process (GO): calcium-ion regulated exocytosis
Cellular component (GO): dense core granule; exocytic vesicle; plasma membrane
Molecular function (GO): calcium-dependent phospholipid binding; calcium ion binding; SNARE binding
Source: RefSeq, a predicted model, not a curated record
GCUCUGGGCUGUGCGGCACCGCCUCUCCUCGGUGUCGGGGGAGGGACGGAGGGACCGGGCGGGAGAGAGAGAAAGCCUGACCGACCGGCUGGCGAAGAGCUGCAUGCAACCGGUGGGAGGCUGGGCCGGCUGGGUCUGGGGCUCGGGCUCGGGCUCGGACCGUUUCCCGGCUGGUCCCUGGCGGUGAGCGCGGACGGCCCGGAGGCGGCUGCUCUGAGCUGGCAGGCGGAGGGCUGUCUCCUGCGCCCGCCUGCCCGGCGCGGUCCGAGGAUGCGGGGGGGCGAUGCCCGGGGCCAGGGACGCGCUCUGUCACCAGGCGCUGCAGCUGCUGGCCGAGCUUUGUGCCCGUGGGGCCCUGGAGCACGACAGCUGCCAGGAUUUCAUUUACCACCUGCGGGACCGUGCCAGACCCCGGCUCCGCGACCCAGAUAUCUCAGUGAGCCUGCUGACCCUUGUGGUCACUGCCUGUGGUCUCGCUCUCUUUGGCGUGUCUCUCUUCGUAUCUUGGAAACUCUGCUGGGUUCCGUGGCGAGAACGAGGCCUGCCCUCUGGUAGCAAAGACAACAACCAGGAGCCUCUUAACUACACGGACACAGAGACCAAUGAGCAGGAGAACAGUGAGGACUUCCUAGACCCUCCCACGCCCUGCCCUGACUCCUCCAUGAAGAUCAGCCACACCUCCCCUGACAUUCCCCUCUCCACCCAGACGGGGGUCCAGGAGAACUGUGCCCAUGGCGUCCGCGUGCAGCGCCAAGUCACAGAGCCAACCUCAUCGGCUCGGCAUAAUUCUAUCCGAAGACAACUCAACUUGUCAAACCCGGACUUCAAUAUCCAGCAGCUUCAAAAACAGGAACAGUUGACUGGAAUUGGUAGAAUUAAACCAGAGUUAUAUAAGCAGAGGUCAUUGGAUAAUGAUGAUGGGAGACGGAGUAACAGCAAGGCUUGUGGGAAACUGAACUUCAUUUUAAAAUAUGACUGUGACUUAGAGCAGCUCAUAGUGAAGAUUCACAAAGCUGUCAAUUUGCCCGCCAAGGACUUUUCUGGGACUUCAGAUCCUUAUGUCAAGAUCUAUUUGCUUCCUGAUCGGAAAACAAAACACCAGACUAAAGUUCACAGAAAGACCCUGAACCCUGUGUUUGAUGAAGUGUUUUUAUUUCCGGUUCCCUACAAUGACCUUGAAGCACGGAAGCUUCACUUCUCUGUGUACGACUUUGACAGGUUCUCUCGUCAUGACUUAAUCGGCCAAGUGGUGGUGGAUCACUUCCUAGACUUGGCUGAUUUCCCCAGGGAGUGCAUCCUUUGGAAGGAUAUCGAAUAUGUCACCAAUGACAACGUGGAUCUGGGAGAGCUGAUGUUUUCCCUGUGCUAUCUUCCAACGGCUGGCAGGCUGACCAUUACCAUUAUAAAAGCAAGGAAUUUAAAGGCAAUGGACAUAACAGGAGCAUCAGAUCCCUACGUGAAAGUCUCGCUGAUGUGUGAUGGCAGACGACUGAAGAAGAGGAAAACAUCCACCAAGAGGAACACCUUGAAUCCCAUUUACAACGAAGCCAUAGUCUUUGACGUCCCUCCCGAGAACAUUGACCAAAUCCACUUGUCCAUAGCAGUCAUGGACUAUGACCGUGUAGGUCACAAUGAGAUCAUCGGCGUGUGUCAAGUAGGCAACGAGGCUGAGAGGCUGGGCAGAGACCACUGGAGUGAAAUGUUGUCAUAUCCUCGGAAGCCCAUUGCACACUGGCAUUCCCUGGUGGAGAAACGAUGACCAUGGGUAAGAGGACUGCUUGUGCCAAGGACACAAUAGGACAACCAUCUCACAAAGAUCUUAAGUAACUUUUUCCAUCCAGCAACACCCAGACGAUUUCAGUGACCAAAUGCUCAGCUGUAACCACAGCAAUAACUGGCCUUCUUUCCAGACUGGGUUUGGUGAACCUGAAUGGUCCAGCCACCUUCUGCAGGUGGCCCAAGGUGACGUGCUGCAGGGAAGCAUGUCUCUCAUGCCAAGAACCAAGAUCGGACUAUGAACAAAAACAAAUGAUAGAUAUAGUGACAGUACCAAGAGUACCAGGACUCAGUGUUUCAUAUGAAGCCCUUGGUGAUGAGGACAUAGCAUUUGCCCUGGAAAUCGUUAUUCUAACAUAAUAUUAUUUUCUAGAAUGCCCUGGAAGGACAGAAUAUUUAAAAAUAUAUCCAGGUGCUAAAUAGGCAGCAGAUCUCAAUUCACACAUGACUACCUUUGAGCUAAUGACUGUCUCCAGAAAAUAACUGUGCCCCAGGAAGUGCUCCAGAUUUGCAAGGAAUAGCCCCAAGAGAAUAACAGGACAAGCAGGCUGUUCCCUGGAAAAAAUCGAAUGCAAGGAGGGCUAGUUCACAGCAAAUUCACUGCCUCCUCCCAUGCACAUGGUAGAGAGUACCAGUAACAACAUGGCCCUGUUUUCUGCUAAAACCAGAUUUUGAGGAAUCAGAGACCCCCAACACUAUUCACUCAGUAGCCAGCAGCCACUUCCUUUCAACUGGGAGUGUUAUUAGAAUGAAAAGUAAUUGUUAUCACAGUUAGAAGGGCAUACAUCUCAGUGGCAUGAGCAUUGUGGAAUAUCCUUUCCUAGGCACAUUUGUCCACUAAGGGAACAGCCUCAGAAACUGGUAUAGCAAUGGGUGAGAUGAGAUCAUGGAGAGAGAACACAGCCAUCCCCUACAGAAAGGCACAGCUUUGGGCUUCUCUGGCCUGAGUGCCUUCUGGGGUAUUUCCAUAUGCAACAGCCCAGAGUCACAGCCUUGGGCAACCACACAUAGAGGUUUCCUUCUCACUUCAGACACAUACAUCACUUUCACAGCACUUGGGGAUGGAAAUACCUACAAGAGUGAAGGUCAAGGGCCCUCCCCAGGCAUCUCAUUCAUUACUCAGCUUCCUUCCUGACCAAGUCUGCCAACCAAUGGCCAGCUAUGCGCCUCAUCCUCAUUGCUUCUGCCUCCAUGUAAAUGAAACCAAAGGCCUCAGCAUAUCCUGGGAGGACUGGGGGCUGUUACCUAAUGGUCCUCUCUGUCCCAUGAUAGGUGCAAGGCACCCCAUCCACACAUUUGCACCACUACUCCAAGAUAGUAUUUUUCUUUUCACACAAUCUCUUUACAGCAGAAUCCAGAGUUGGAUUGUAGUUUACCUUCCUGGAAAGCUCAUUAUCUUUGUUUGAAUUAACAUUUCAGCAUGGAACUAACUGGGCGGAAGAAGGAUUGUUACACGUCUUCAGAAAGUUCUCAUUGCCCCAGCUGCCUAGUACUAUACAAGAAGCUCUACUCUGAUGGCAGAUCUAAGAAGGCUAUAGGCCUUUGGUUGUAGGAAGCAGUGUCAUUACAUUCAAGCUUCACUUCUCUAAUUGGCUUCCAACCACUGGGAUUCAAGGAGAAUCCAAGGUUCUGCCUAUGUCUGAUGACAUAAGGAAAAUUUGGCUUCCUCUGCUCAAGGUUCCCCUCUGCUCAUCCCUCCUCAUUCAGACAUCAUCCACCAUACCAGUGUUUAGAACCAAAACAUGAAGGGCUAGCGCCACCAGGAUAGUUAGCAGAAAUAUUGUCUGUAAAGCUAGGCAGAUGAGCCCAGAAGAAUGGUCCCAGAGAAAGCAGACUGGCUCCAAUAGAUAUCAGGCAGCAAUCCCAAUAAAUUCUGACAUGUCCUUGGCAAUGGAAGCCUGGGUUGGAGAUCCUGAGGCAGCUGUGCCUACUGUUCCCCACUUCAGAAGCUUCCUGCCCAGAAAGCCAGCAGCCUUGGGAUACUAAUGAGGAUGCAACUGGCUUGUUGGUAUGAAAUAGGUGGCUUUGUAGGGGCAAGCAGACAAAGAGGACUAUCCACAUGGCAGGCAGGUGGCUUUGUGUCUGGAAAGCUUUGCCUAGCCAGUACAGCUGUGACCAGAGGCUGGUUAUAAAUUUGAACUCCCUCAGCCCAUUUGCAACUCUGGCUCUGUUCUCUUGCAUUCUGUUUGGUUGCCCUUUAGUUUCCUAGUAAAUGCUCCUUUUGAAAAA